UAUUAAACUAUUUUAUAUUUUUCUUACUAAAAUGUCCCGAAGUCGAUCAACAGCACGGUCUGGGAGGAGUUGUGUGUGCAUUGGGAUAAAGACGAGACGAAAGCUACCUCCGUGACCAACUCCGCCAACCGCAAGAGCGAUCGUGGCGGGAAGGGCAUGUACAAGCACAAUUUGGGUGCCCAGACUAUUGCCACUCUGGGGGAUCGUGGCGGGAAGGGCAUGUACAAGCACAAUUUGGGUGCCCAGACUAUUGCCACUCUGGGGGAUCGCUUGGUAAGUUCAAUCUUUUUUUUAAAAUUAUUUAAGUAUUUUUAUUUUAUUUUUUAUGCAUUUCUUUUAAUUUCUAAUGUUUGUUUAACUUUUGUUUUUUUCAAGGCGGAUGAAAAUGAUGGCGAGCCGGUUGAUGAUUUCGUCCUAAUGAAGACGACGCAUACCAACAAGCACAUCGGGGAGAUUGAUGAUGGUGUUGUGAGGGAUGUGCUCAGCCUGAUCGAAACUCAGAAGGAAGACGAAGAGACCCGUCUAUCUCAGCUUCAAACCGACCUGGACGCCACUUCGACGGCUUCGACCAACUUGUCCCGGAUUCGAAUCAACGAAAUCGUUGAAUCGUCGGUUCCAAAGAAGAAGGGACGUUUGGUCGGUUUGGGUCGUCGAGCCCGGUCGGUUCAUCCUUCUGCACCACAGACCUAUGUUGAUCCAGAAGUGCUGGACCAGUUGAAGGACAAAGAUGAGCGCAUAGCUACAUUGGAGCAAAAGAUGGCGGAUCAAGAGGCGGGAUGGGAGGCAACGAGGAGGCAGAACGAGCAAAUGAUGGAGAUAAUGAGGAGGAUGUACCCGAACGAGCAGUUCCCGUAGUUUCUUUCUUUUUUUUUUCAAAAACUCU
This is a messenger RNA of Brassica napus (rape), 883 nucleotides long. RefSeq lists its product as uncharacterized. NCBI's taxonomy places the organism in Eukaryota, Viridiplantae, Streptophyta, Magnoliopsida, Brassicales, Brassicaceae. The coding region runs from base 157 to 855 and encodes 232 amino acids. The transcript is spliced from 2 exons. The record is from RefSeq and is a predicted model, not a curated record.